CACAUGUUGUCUGCACUGAUUGCCCCCUUCAAGUACAUGAGCCCAGCGGCCAAUAGCACAGAAGACGAGGACACAUUGAGCACCAGCAGUGCUGAAGUCAAGGAGAACCGUAACACGGGAAAUCUCGAAGAUUGUGCCAUUCUACCAUCAGACUGCCAAACACUCUUUCUGUCUGAUUCACCUAGAGAUGGGGCGUCUGGCCUCAAGCGAAAGCGUCCAUUGGAAGAGGAAAAUAACGGACACUUGUGCAAAUUACGACUGUGCUGCAAGAAACUCUCAUGGUCUGAUGCACCAAAGAACGCUCUGGUCCAGUUGAACGAGCUGAGACCGGGCCUGCAGUAUCGGAUGGUCUCGCAAACUGGACCGGUACAUGCACCACUCUUUUCCAUUGCUGUAGAGGUCAACGGAGUCACGUUUGAGGGUACCGGCCCUACAAAGAAGAAGGCUAAGAUGAAGGCAGCUGAGAUGGCCCUCAAAUCAUUCAUCCAGUUUCCCAAUGCCUCGCAAGCUCACUUGGCCAUGGGCAGCUUGAGCAACCCAGCCGACGAUUUCACCUCAGAUCAAGCCGAUUUCCCGGAUACACUAUUCAAAGGCUUUGAGCCUGACGGCUGCCGCUCUGCCGAGAGCGAGCUGCUUUCGAGCGCACUUCGACUACGCCACACUUUGGAUUUGAUGGUUGUACAGGCCAGACAAGGAGAUCCCUGCAUACCCCCACCUCCCGCUCCAGCUCUGCCACCCCAACCCAGCCCAGUUGUCCUACUCAACGACCUGCGGCCCGGUCUACGAUACGCCUGCCUGUCGGAAGGUGCCCAGGGCAAGCAGGCCCGCCACAGCUUUGUCAUGGCUUUGCGCGUGGAUGGACGGAUAUUCGAGGGCUCGGGUCGCAGCAAGAAGCAGGCAAAGAGGCAAGCGGCUUUGUCCGCCCUGCAGGCACUCUUCAACAUCAGGCUGGCACCUGAUGUGAGAGCGGGACACCGGCCCAGCAGGAUCAAGUGCCCUCAUUUGCCCCAGGAGUUUGCAGAUGCGAUAUUCCACCUGGUGCGAGAGAAAUACACAGAGCUGUCUGUCUGCUCCUCGCUGCUGCACGCGCGUCACAAAGGCCUGGCAGGCAUCGUCAUGACCAGAGGUCUGGAUCUGAGACAGGCUCAAGUGGUGGCGCUAUCGACUGGCACUAAAUGCAUUAAUGGAGAGUAUAUGAGUGACCAGGGUCUGGUGGUAAAUGACUGUCACGCAGAAAUCACGACCCGACGAGCCCUACUGCGGUUCCUGUACUCUCAGCUAGAGUUACACCUCAGCAAGAGGAAAGAGGACUGGGAACAAUCGAUCUUCGUACGGCACAAAGACUCCUGUUUGAGACUGAAAGAGAACGUCCUCUUCCACAUGUACAUCAGCACAUCGCCCUGCGGGGACGCCCGUGUGAACUCGCCCUAUGAAAUCACCUCUGAUUUGCACAGCAACAGACACUUGGUGAAAAAGUUUCACAGUCAUCUACGAACGAAGAUUGAAUCAGAGGAGGGAACGCUGCCCGUGAAGUCCACAGGUCCCAUCCAGACGUGGGAUGGGGUUCUUCAGGGAGAACGGCUCAUCACCAUGUCUUGCACUGACAAGAUUUCCAGGUGGAAUGUGCUCGGCCUCCAGGGGGCGCUCCUCAGUCACUUUGUGGAGCCAGUGUAUCUUUACAGUCUGACGGUGGGCAGCCUGAGACACACGGGUCACUUCUCCAGAAUGAUGAACCACAGGCAGGAAAGAGUCGGUCACCUGCCCACCUGCUACCGCCACAACCAGCCUUUACUCAGCGGUCUGAGCAGCAGUGACUGCAGGCAGCAGGGGAAGUCCGUGUGUUACAGUGUGAACUGGACUGCAGGCGACACCCAGUUGGAGGUGCUCAAUGCAUCUACUGGAAAAAGGAGGGACUCCAGGACUCCGUCCAGACUUUGCAAGCAUGCACUUUUUACACGGUGGAUCAGACUCUACCGCAAGCUGGUGGUCCGUGGCACGAGUCAAAGUGGUACGUCGCUAUUGUACUGUGAGGCAAAGCAGGCCGCCGGUACCUACCAGACUGUGAAGCUGCAGUGGCUGAAGGGUCUACAGGAAGCAGGUUUAGGGACCUGGGUCAGGAAACCUCCUGAGCAGGAAAACUUCACUGUGACUGUAUGAGUGUGGGUGCCUGACCUGGGCUAAUCAUCCCCACCAAAACCACAUUCAAUCUGCCAACCAGUUGCCACGGAAGCCCCUUACUCACCGCCAGGGUAUAGUUAACAUCUCACUGCCAAAAAAGCUCCACAGUGAGUCGAGAGUACCCAUUUGAUAAUGAGUGUCAUUUCUAGGUACACCUCGUUCCUCCAAACUCUUGUGAGAUUCACACUUGGGUUAGGAAGUAAGAUUAUAGGAUGUUCAGAGUUCAAUACAAGUUACACACAAUUGACAGCAUUGGUGGCGUAAUGUUAAUUACGAGUCAUCCCUCAGUUUAAAAAAAAAAACUGGAAGUAAACCAGACAAACAUUGCAGAGGGUUUAAAAGACUAAAUGUGAAAUUAGUAUUGGUGUUAAAGAACUUGCAUAAAUUGAGCUAUACACAUUUGUCUAAAUUGACAUUUUUGAACUAGGACUACUUUUCUAUUGGUUAUACAUUCCUGACAUAAUUCCAGUUGGUUACAUCACAAACCUGGAAUACUCUUUCAGGGUUAGGGUUAUGGCUUGGAUUAGGGUAGAUUAAGGUAGGAUUUUGUAAGGUAGGGUUGGGGUAUAGUAGGUGAUGGUUGGGUUGGGUUAGGGUAGAUUACGGUAGGAAUUUUUAAAGUUUGGUUUGUCUAGGUGUUGAGUUAGGUGAGGUUAGGUUAAAUUGGGG
Molecule: messenger RNA, 2847 nt
Organism: Xyrauchen texanus (razorback sucker)
Lineage: Eukaryota; Metazoa; Chordata; Actinopteri; Cypriniformes; Catostomidae
Gene: adarb2
Product: adenosine deaminase RNA specific B2 (inactive)
Exons: 9
Coding region: 4-2157 (717 amino acids)
Biological process (GO): RNA processing; adenosine to inosine editing
Cellular component (GO): nucleolus; cytoplasm
Molecular function (GO): double-stranded RNA adenosine deaminase activity; double-stranded RNA binding; tRNA-specific adenosine deaminase activity
Source: RefSeq, a predicted model, not a curated record